CGCCGUAGCCAUGGCGCCGCGGCGACCGGCUGAGCUGUACCGGGCGCCCUUCCCCCUCUACACCGUCCGCCUCCACCCGCAGCGGCCCCUCGCCAUCACCGCCGGCGGCGGGGGAGCCGCCAAGACCGGCAUCCGCAAUGGCGUGCACUUCCUGCGGCUGGAGCAGAUCGGGGGGCAGCUCAGCGCCUCGCUGCUGCACUCCCACGACACCGAGACCCGCGCCACCAUGACCAUGGCCUUGGCCGACGACAUCAUCGCGGCGGGGCAGGACGCCAGCUGCCACAUCCUCCGCUUCAGCCUGCAGGCGCCCGAGGCCAAGAGCGGCUCCGCUGGGCGGAACGGCAGUGGGGAGAAGGGGCCUCGGAAGCGGAAAGGCCCCAGCCCGGCGGCGCAGGGUGACACACAGAGCCAGACAAGCGAGGUGACAGUGGAGAGCCUGCACAGCGUGCGCACAGACUUCAGCCCCGACGCCCUGCAGAAGGCCGUUCGCUUCAAUGCCGACGCCUCGCUGCUGGUCACUGGUGGGGCUGAUGGCUUCCUCCGCCUCUGGGAGUUCCCCAGCAUGAAGAAGACACUGGAGUUCAAAGCCCACGAUGGGGAGAUUGAGGACAUUGCGCUAGGGCCUGAUAACAAGGUGGUGACGGCAGGACGGGACUUCCAGUGCUGCGUGUGGCAGCGGGACCAGCUGGUGAUGGGGCUGCGCUGGAACGAAAACCUGCCCGGCAUCCCUGACAAGGCCUACCGCUACCAGGCCUGCCGGUUCGGGGCGGUGGCGGACGCGGCCGGGGCGCUGCGGCUCUACACGGUGCAGGUGCCCCACAAGCGGGAGCGCCGCCCGCCCCCCUGCUACCUCACCAAGUGGGAUGGGAAGAGCUUCCUGCCGCUGCUGACCCGGCCCUGCGGUGCCGAGGUGAUCUCCUGCCUUUCUCUCAGUGACUCGGGCACCUUCCUGGGGCUGGGGACAGUGACGGGCUCGGUGGCCAUCCACAUCGCCUUCUCACUGCAGAGGCUGUACUAUGUGCGGGAGGCACACGGCAUCGUGGUGACAGACCUGGCCUUUGUCCCCGAGAGCCAGCGUGGGCGCGAGCUGCUGGGGGGGCACGAGGCUGCCCUGCUCAGCGUGGCCGUCGACAGCCGCUGCAAGCUCCAUGUCCUGCCCCGCCGCCGCUCCCUCCCUGUCUGGCUGCUGUUGCUGCUCUGUGCCGGGCUCAUUGUGGCCACCAUCCUGCUGCUGCAGGUCGCUUUUCCAGGCUUUCUGUAGCCCCCCCAGGUCCCUCCAUGCCAGGACAGCCCCCCUGCAUCUGGAUGGACCCCCUGCCCUGGGACAGGAUCCCUCUCUAUCAAGGACAGACCCCUCUGUGCUGAGAUGGGACCCCACCCAUACAAGGACUGGACUACCCAAUGCCUGGCCAGUACCCCCAGCACCAGGAUGGGGCUCCCCACGCCAGGACAGACUUUUUCCUGGCACCAGGACAUUCCCCCCACCUGGCUGGGCCCCUCAUGCCUCACCCCCCCACAAGCAGAUUGCACCGGGGUUGAGGGCGUAGCCCUGGCCCCAGGGAUCAAACGAGGGUCCUGGGGGCUGUGGGGGACACCCGGCCGGCAGGAUGGAACCGGCUCGGCACGGGGCUGGCCCCGGGAAGGGAGGGGGGGUCUCACCAGCCCCCGACCCCCCCCCCCCAUUGCCGCCAUUAAAAGCUGGAGAAUGAAA
Apus apus (common swift) is the source of this 1711-nucleotide messenger RNA. It is a transcript of the gene PREB, whose product is annotated as prolactin regulatory element binding. NCBI's taxonomy places the organism in Eukaryota, Metazoa, Chordata, Aves, Apodiformes, Apodidae. Gene Ontology annotation, biological process: protein secretion. The transcript is spliced from 9 exons. The record is from RefSeq and is a predicted model, not a curated record. Gene Ontology annotation, molecular function: protein binding; guanyl-nucleotide exchange factor activity; GTPase activator activity. Bases 11 to 1261 code for a protein of 416 amino acids. Gene Ontology annotation, cellular component: endoplasmic reticulum membrane.